Brassica napus (rape) is the source of this 2640-nucleotide messenger RNA. RefSeq lists its product as uncharacterized. Bases 1 to 2640 code for a protein of 879 amino acids. Lineage: Eukaryota; Viridiplantae; Streptophyta; Magnoliopsida; Brassicales; Brassicaceae. Gene Ontology annotation, molecular function: catalytic activity. The transcript is spliced from 3 exons. The record is from RefSeq and is a predicted model, not a curated record.
AUGGCGAGACGCUACUCUACUGCAGAAAAGGCUAAAUGGACGUCAACCACUUUUGCUCCUGUUCGCAGAGCUCCCAUCCCCAUUCCAGCUACUAACAACUCUGCGCUCAUUGAACAGAACAAACUCUCUCUUAUCAGACGAGUUACAAACUCGGCGGCACAAAAUACCAGAGCCUUGGUAGACUUCUUUCUGCAACACUGGCACGUCUCCGGCUCUAUCACUGGCCGAGAUCUUGGUCCCCAUCUGUUUCAGUUUACCUUUGAAUCCGAAAGAGAUCUACAGAGUAUCCUACACAAAGCCCCAUACCACUUCAAAAAAUGGAUGAUACUCUUGCAGCGGUGGGAACCUAUUGUAUCUGAUAGCUUCCCAUCUAUUAUUCCAUUUUGGAUACGAAUCCAUGGAAUUCCUCUACACUACUGGACGGAAGAGGCUCUACACGCUAUAGGCUCAGAACUUGGCCAUGUCGAGUCCAAAGAUGUUCCAAAAGGCCGAGUUCGGGUCCUCAUUAAUGGACUCCGACCCCUUGAAAGACAUCUUGAAAUCAGUCUCCCCUCAGCAGAAAUCAAGGAAGUUGAACUGGAAUACGAGAAGCUUGAGAAGCAUUGCUUCUCAUGCGCCUCACUCUCUCACGAGCAAGAUAAAUGCAUGUCCAGAUUCUCUAAAACUCAAGGCCCUAUGGGUAUCAAUCAAUCGAGAACUCUUGAGAAGCUCGCUGAAAGAAGAAGAACUGAUGAUAGGGUAGUGAGGAAUGAGGAGCGAUCAGACAGAACUUGUAGAAAUUCUCAUCGGUCAAAUGAUGUUCGCCACGAGGGACACUCGAAGGCGACCUACGAUCGAUCCCUUCGUACUGACUAUCGCCUAGCUUCAUCUGAAUAUAGACGCCCACCCCCUUCUUCACCUCCCCGGAGAAAUACUUACCCUAGAAAAGAAACUUGGGUACCACGGAAGGGCCAGUCCUCAGGUUCUAUUGCGGGCUCUGAGCCUCGAGGCUCAGGAAGGCUCGAAGAUAGGCUUCAUGUCUCUUUACGUCUUGGCCAUGUACCUGCGAAACCAGACACUACCAUCACUCUCUCCUUGGGCCGUCUUCCUAAGCGCUCGGGUCGUAUUGCUGCAAAGACGCUAGGAAAGCGUAAGGCGCCUGACCAACCUACAAAGAAGAAAAUUCCUAGAAGCCCUGUCCAAGGUGUAAGCUUAAAGAAAAGAAGGGUCACGAAGGGUCAGCAAUCGUCCAAGAGAAGGCUUGUCAUGUCGGCUUCUGGCGCUAAGACAGGACCUGCUACAAUACCUCCUACUGGUUUAAGUGGAGGUCUUAUGUUGUCUUGGAAGGAUGAUAUAAAAGUGCAUGUUUUGUACUCAUCUUGUAAUAUCAUCGACACAUUCAUCUGCUCAAAAAAGUCAUCAUUCUUUGCUUCCUUCAUUUAUGGCACUCCGAGAAAAGAAGAUCGAGCUGCCUUUUGGAGUAAAUUGGUCGAACUCGGCAAGGCUCGAGACUCUGCAUGGUUUAUAACAUGGGACUUCAACGACUUACUUGACAACUCCGAGAAGGUUGGAGGCCCACCGCGCUGGGAGGGAUCUUUCUUAGCUUUCCGCAGUUUUGUGUCCCAAUCUGGGCUAUGGGACUUGCCACAUGCUGGUAACCAUCUAUCUUGGCACGGAAUGAGACAUGAACACUUCAUCCAAUCUCGUCUUGAUCGAGCUAUGUCAAACUGUGCGUGGUCGGAACUUUUCCCAUCAUGUCGCAAUAUCUACCUCAGCUUUGAGGGUUCGGAUCACCUGCCACUCCUCACUCUUUUUGACCAGACUAAAACUUCUAGAAAGGGGAACUUUCGAUUUGAUAGGAGAUUGAGGAAAAACCCUGAUAUACACAAGCUCGUCGAAGACCAGUGGCCACUCCAUAGACAAGAAGCUGUUCUCUCCAAAAUUGAUCGGGUGCAGAGAAAAAUCAUUGAAUGGACAAGAGAACUGAACAUCAAAAGCUCUGAAGUAAUCAAAGAAGCUCAACAAGUCCUUGAAGCUGCGCUCUCUGCCCCCUUACCCGAUACCGACCUUAUUGUACCCACUACUACAACUCUUGAAAAAGCUUACCAAGAGGAGGAAGAAUACUGGCGACAAAGAAGUCGCAUCCUCUGGCUUCAGUGCGGCGAUCGUAACUCUGGCUUCUUUCACGCUAUCACCCGGGGCAGGCGUCAAAUCAACAACUUCUCUGUUCUAGAAGACGAUGAGGGCAGAGUGUUUGAUACCGAAGAAGGAAUAGUCUCAACUAUCUCCACUUAUUUCCAGAAUAUAUUUGCAUCGUCAGGAGCAUACUGUCUUGAGAGAGUCAACGAAGCGCUGAAUCCGUGUAUCACACCAGAAGAUAACGAAAGACUUGUUGCUAUACCGGACCGAACUGAAGUAUACAAUGCCGUGUUUGCGAUUCAUGCCGAUAAAACCCCAGGACCUGAUGGCUUCUACACGGGCUUUUACCAUUCCUUUUGGAACACGGUUGGUGAGGAUGUGUAUCGAGAUAUCCGAGAGUUCUUCGAAUCAGGUUAUCUCCAUCCGAGACAGAACGAAACUCAUGUUCGUUUGAUAGCUAAGAUCUCCUGUCCGAGGAAGGUUGCCGAUUUCCGUCCUAUCGCGCUUUGCUCCACGCACUAA